Molecule: messenger RNA, 908 nt
Organism: Trachymyrmex cornetzi
Lineage: Eukaryota; Metazoa; Arthropoda; Insecta; Hymenoptera; Formicidae
Product: U6 snRNA phosphodiesterase
Exons: 4
Coding region: 120-881 (253 amino acids)
Biological process (GO): U6 snRNA 3'-end processing
Cellular component (GO): nucleus
Molecular function (GO): 3'-5'-RNA exonuclease activity
Source: RefSeq, a predicted model, not a curated record
UGUGCAUGGUGUGCAAACCUAACCUUAUAUCCGUUUUGCGGCUUUAUAUUUCUGUUAUAUUUUAUGUAAUAGAAGUGAUAAUAAAUAAUUAAUGUUAAAUAUAAAAGUCAUUAAAAAAUAUGGCCGGUUUGCAUUUAAUACAAACUUAUUCUUCCGACUCGGACGAAGACGAGCACGAUGAGACGAGGAAAGAUGAUCAUAAAAUUGUAAACAAGUUAGCUUUACCUGCAAGUAUUUUGUCAUGGAAAGGAGUUACGUGUAAUGAAGAAGUGAUCGAUGAUCCACUGGAUCAUGAUGGACGAAUACGAAGCUUUAAACAUGAGCGUGGUAAUUGGGCAACUCUGAUUUACAUAAACUAUACGCCCAGCGAUUGUCUUCAUACAUGGAUGAAGUCUGUGUUGAACAAACUGCCUGUUCAAGGCAACAUCAUUUCUAGUCUUCAUAUUAGUCUCAGCCGUACUUUAAUUUUAAAGUUUCAUUGGAUUGAAUCGUUCGUAGAAGGCAUAAAGCUGGCGUGUCGUAGCUUUAAUAAAUUUAUCAUACAACUCACGGAUGUAAGGGUGUAUUGCAAUGAGGAGAAAACUCGUACAUUCCUUGGAAUUUAUUGUCAAGAUGAGGAUAAAAUGUUGAAGUGCCUAACAGAAAUUUUUGAUAAUUUAUUAGCUGAAUAUCAAUUACCAUCAUUUUAUAAGGAUACUUCAUACCACAUAAGUUUCUUCUGGUGCCUCGGAGACAAGCAAGCAUGUUUAAAAGAAAUUCUGCCACCUCUCACUAGCAGUCUAAACAAAUUUUUAGCAGAAAACAUGGAAGAUGCUUAUGUGCAUGUCAAUGAUAUACAAUGCAAAAUUGGAAAUAAAUGUUAUACCUUUAAAUUGAAAUAACAAAAUUUAUAAAUAAGGGUAUAAAAU